AACUACAUCAUAUAUGGACUCCAGAGGAAAGGUCAUGGAAGAGAAGGAAGGCGGAGAGGUUCGAUACCGGGGCGUGCGGAAGCGGCCGUGGGGCAAGUAUGCCGCGGAGAUUCGCGACUCGAACAGGCAUGGCGCCCGGGUUUGGCUUGGGACUUUUAACACGGCUGAAGAGGCAGCUAGAGCUUAUGAUCGAGCUGCUUAUGCCAUGAGGGGUGGCUUGGCUAUUUUGAAUUUUCCUACUGAGUACCCAGCAAGUGGUGGCUCUUCCUCUUCAUCGUCUUCGGCUAAUUUUUCAUCUUCAGUGGCUGGGACUAUCCAGGAGAGAGGUCGUGGGGAGCAUGGAAAUGAAGUUCUUGAGUUAGAGUACUUGGAUGAUAAGUUGCUAGAGGAACUGCUUGAUUGUGAUCACCAAAAGAAGAACAAAAAAUAGUGAGGUUGGUAUCCCUUUUUGGCGUAAUAAGCAGCUAUCCACCGUCUAUUUCUGCAAGGCACAUCGCAAGGCCAAUGAUGCUCUUAUCUUUUUCUUGUUGAUAUGUAACUAGAUUCUGAUCAUCACCUUUUGCAUGCGUUUGUUUUUUCAAUGAAGAAUCUGGCAAAAGUGUUGUGUGUUGUUAAGCUUUUUAA
This is a messenger RNA of Prunus mume (Japanese apricot), 624 nucleotides long. Its product is annotated as ethylene-responsive transcription factor ERF095. Lineage: Eukaryota; Viridiplantae; Streptophyta; Magnoliopsida; Rosales; Rosaceae. The record is from RefSeq and is a predicted model, not a curated record. Gene Ontology annotation, biological process: regulation of DNA-templated transcription; ethylene-activated signaling pathway. Gene Ontology annotation, molecular function: DNA binding; DNA-binding transcription factor activity.